Molecule: messenger RNA, 3699 nt
Organism: Plasmodium yoelii
Lineage: Eukaryota; Apicomplexa; Aconoidasida; Haemosporida; Plasmodiidae
Exons: 3
Coding region: 1-3699 (1232 amino acids)
Biological process (GO): proteasome-mediated ubiquitin-dependent protein catabolic process; regulation of protein catabolic process
Cellular component (GO): proteasome complex; proteasome storage granule; nucleus
Molecular function (GO): enzyme regulator activity
Source: RefSeq, a predicted model, not a curated record
AUGGAUGUUGAAAAAACAAUUCACGAAAAUGAUAUUGUUACAUCAGCCUCAGGUGUAAUAGCAUUGUUAAAUGAGGAAGAUGCUAGUUUAAAAAUUUUUGGAUUAGAAAAAUUAAACUCCGUAGUCGAUAUAUAUUGGCCUGAAUUGGCUGAUUAUAUUUUUAAAAUUGAAGAAUUAUGUGAGGAUGAUGAAUUUAGUGGUAAAGAGCUAGCUAAUUUAGUUGCAAGCAAGGUUUAUUAUCAUUUAGAAAAAUAUCCAGAAGCUUUAAAAUAUGCUUUAUGUGCAGGUAAAUUAUUUAAUAUUAAUGAAAAAUCUCAAUAUAUAGAAACAAUGCUUGCAAAAUGUAUUGAAAAAUAUGUAGAAAUAAGAGAAAAAAAUUAUGAAGGUGUAGAUUCAAAUAACUCUGCUCAAAACAAUAUUAUUAAUUAUUCUAAUAAUGAAAACAGUUUUAGUGGUUCUUAUACUUUAAAUAAUAAUUAUAAUAAUAUAGAUUCUGAUUAUAAACGAGGAAAAGGAGGGUUAAAUAUAAAUAACAACAUUGAUAAUAAUGAUGAUAAUAGAAAUGUAUAUGAAAGACAUAAUUAUAGUACUAAAGGUGUAAAUGCCAAUAAUAUCGCAAAAAAUAAUAAUAAUAUACUAAUUGGAGAUAAUGAAAAUGAUAAUGAUAAAAUAAAAGAUGAAAAUAAUAUUUUUAAAGAUGAUCUAAAUAAUGAUAUAAAUAAAAAAAUGGAAAAUUUUGUUGAUGAUAUGUUAGAAGUAUGUAUUAAAAAUAAUAGUAUAAAGGAAGCAUUGGGUGUUGCUCUUGAUGCUAGACGUUUAGAUAAAGUUGAAUAUAUAAUAUUAAAUGCACCAAAUAAAUUAGAAAUAUUACAACAUUCUAUUUUAAAUGAACGACACAUUAAUACCACAAAAAAAUUCCGUAAAGAUUUUUUUAAGUUACUUGUAAAAAUAUAUCUAUCAAUGAGUGAAGAAGAAAUAAAAUAUGAAUAUGUAAAUUUAUGUGAAUGCUUAUUUUAUAUUAAUGAUUAUAAAACAGUUGCUGAAAUUUUAUUAAAACUAAUUGAAAACUAUCAUUUAAUGGUAUAUCAAAUUUCGUUUGAUUUGGUAGAUUUAGAAAAUAUUAAUUUUUUAAAAAAUAUUUUAAAAGAAAUAAAAGAAAUUAUAAUUAAAAAUAAGUCUUAUUAUUAUGGGGAAGAAAAUUAUAAACAUCUAAAUGCAGAUUUGCCAAAAAAAAAUAAUAGCGGAAAUAACAGCGGAAGUAAUGAAGAUGCAUCUGGUCAAGAUGCACCUGAUCAAGAUAAUUCGGAAGGAAAAGACCAAACUGAAGCAAUAAAUGACGGGACUGAUCCAACUGUCCUCACAUCUGUUGCUGCGAAUGCUGAUGAUCAAGAAAAUGAUAAAAAAGAUGAUAAAGAUGGUAAAAAUGAUAAAGAUGAUAAAGAUGGUAAAGAUGGUAAAAAUGAUAAAAAUGAUCAAACUGAAGAGAAAGAUAAGAUUCCUGAAGAUGUACUUAUCUAUGUAAAUGAAAAACAUCAUUUAUAUGAAAAAAUAAAAAAAUUAAUUUUUAUAUUAACAGGAAAAAUAACAACAAGUUUGUAUAUUGAAUUUUUACAUCGUAAUAAUCAUGCUGAUUUAAUUUUAUUGGAUAAUUAUAAAAAUGUAAUAGAUUCAAGAAGCAGUAUAACACAUCAUGGUAUUGUUAUAGCUCAUGGAUUAAUGCAAGCAGGAACAACUUGCGAUGUUUUUUUGCGUUCAAAUAUUGAAUGGUUAUCUAAAGCAGUAAAUUGGGCUAAAUUUUCAUCUACUGCUUCAUUAGGUGUUGUAUAUAAAGGUCAUGUUAAUCAAUCUUUUACAGUUUUAUCAUCACAUCUACCAUAUAAUGAUAUAUCUAGACAAAUUACAAAUAACAUAAAUGCAAAUAUAUCACAAAAUGAUGUAUAUUCAGAAAGUGGGUCUUUAUAUGCAUUGGGUUUAAUACAUGCUACUUAUAAUACAAAUUAUAAAAAAGUUAGAGAUUUUUUAUUAUCUCAAUUAAAAGCAAGUAACAAUAAUGAAGUAUUACAACAUGGUUGUUGUUUAGGUUUAGGUUUAGUUUGUUUAGAACAAAAUGAUGAUGAAGAAAUAUAUGAUGAACUAAAAUCAGUUAUGUAUUCAGAUUCUGCAGUAUCUGGUGAAAGUGCUGCAUAUGCAAUUGGAUUAUUAAAAAUGGGUAGUGGAGAUGAAAAAUGUGUUGAUGAAUUAUUAGCAUAUGCUCAUGAUACACAACAUGAAAAAAUAACAAGAGCAUGUAGUAUAAGUUUAGGUUUUGUUAUGUUUCAAAAAGAAAGAGAAGCAGAUAAUUUAAUAGAAGAAUUAAUAAAUGAUAAAGAUGCAAUUAUAAGAUAUGGUGGAAUGUUUACAAUUGCAUUAGCAUAUUGUGGUUUAUCUAAUUAUAAUAAACAUAUUAUUAAAAAAUUAUUACAUUUUUCAGUUUCAGAUGUAAGUGAUGAUGUUAGAAGAGCUGCUGUGAUAGCAUUAGGUUUUGUUUUAUGUAAUACUCCUGCACAAGUUCCAAUGUUUUUAAAUUUAUUAGUAGAAAGUUAUAAUCCACAUGUAAGAUAUGGUGCUGCUUUAGCAUUAGGUAUUGCAUGUGCAUCUACUGGUAAUGAAGAAGCUGUUAAUAUGUUAAUGCCACUUUUAACAGAUACUACAGAUUUUGUUAGACAAAGCGCUUUUAUAUCAUUGGGUCUAAUUUUCCAACAAUCUAAUGAAAAUAUUAGUCCAAAUUUUAAAAAAUUUAAAGAUGAAAUAAUGAAAAUAUUAUCUGAUAAACAUGAAGAUAUUAUUGCUAAAUUUGGAGCUACUGUAGGACUUGGAUUAUUAGAUAUAUGUGGUCGAAAUGCUAUUUCAACAUUUUUUACAAGAAGAGCUAAUAUUAUAAGACCACAAUCAGCAGUUGGUUUUUGUUUAUUUUGUCAAUUAUGGUAUUGGUUUCCAUUAAUUCAUAUGAUUAGUUUAACUUUUUUACCAACUUGUUUAAUUGGAUUAACAGAAGAUUUAAAAGUUCCUAAAAACUUUACUGUUUUAUCAGCUAAAAAUCAAGCUUUUGAUUAUCCUUCAUUUUUAAGUAAAGAAAAAAUUCAAGAAAAAAAAGAAACUGUUACUGCUAUUUUAUCAACAACUGAUAAAAGAAAAACAUUGAAAUUAAAAAAACAAAAAAAUGAAAAUAAAUUAUCAAAAGAAAAAAACCCACAAGAUGAUAGUAGUUCCGUUCUUUCUGAUGGAAAAUCAAUGAAAAAUUUAGAAAUUCUAAGUACUGCUGCAACUAUUGGUCAAUCAAGCCAUGUCUCUCAUGCCGAAAGUGUUGAAGGAAGUGCCAAUGGUGAAAAUUCAAAUGACCAACAAAAUGACGCUACUCAGUUUUCAGGAUUACAACGAAUUAAAAAGUCAGACAAGGGCAAGGCCCCUUCUCUUCCCCCCACGAAUAACACGGUUGAUAUGAAAAACCCAUGCAGAGUAAUAAAAACGCAGGAAAAAUAUAUCGAAUAUCCCCCAAAUAGCAGAUUUAAGCCAAUUAUUAGUAUCCGAAAAUCUGGAUUCAUUAUGCUUUUAGAUACGACUCCAUCCGAACCCUUUGAUUUCAUUGAACCUAAAUUAGAAAGUGGAAACAAAAAAGAGGUUCCACCAUUUGAACCCUUUUCUUGGAAGGAUGAAAAUUAA